Molecule: messenger RNA, 5038 nt
Organism: Medicago truncatula (barrel medic)
Lineage: Eukaryota; Viridiplantae; Streptophyta; Magnoliopsida; Fabales; Fabaceae
Product: putative disease resistance protein RGA3
Exons: 12
Coding region: 128-1420 (430 amino acids)
Molecular function (GO): ADP binding
Source: RefSeq, a predicted model, not a curated record
GUUGCCGACUUCCUACUACCAUUGCAUUUAUUCUCAAAGUUCUUCAUUCUGUUUACUUUUAACACUCAGUCAAUCUAAAACCAAUUUCUCAUUUACUUAUCUUUUCAACUCUUUCUUUUACCAAAAAAUGGCUGAUGCGUUGAUCGGAGUUGUGUUUGAUAACUUGAAGUCUCUCCUACAAAAUGAAUUUGCAACCAUUUCUGGAAUCAAGUCAAAGGCUCAAAAGCUGUCAGACACCUUAGAUAUGAUCAAAGCCGUUCUUGAAGAUGCUGAGAAGAAACAAGUCACAGACUGCUCUAUUAAGGUAUGGCUGCAACAACUCAAAGAUGUUGUUUAUGUGCUCGAUGAUAUCCUUGAUGAGUGCUCGAUCAAGUCUAGUCGACUGAGAGGAUUAACCUCUCUCAAGUUUCGCCAUGAGAUCGGUAACAGGUUGGAAGAGAUUAACGGGAGGUUGGAUGAUAUUGCUGAUAGGAGGAAGAAGUUUUUUCUGCAGGAAGGUACUGGAACUGUUCGGGAAAGCCCAAAUGACGUAGCUGAAUGGCGUCAAACCAGCGCUAUUAUUACUGAACCAAAAGUGUUUGGACGAGAAGACGAUAAAAAGAAGAUUAUCCAGUUUCUUCUCACCCAAGCAAAGGACUCCGACUUCCUUUCCAUCUAUCCCGUUUUUGGGUUAGGUGGUCUUGGAAAAACCACUCUUCUUCAAUCGGUCUACAAUGAUGUUACCGUGAGUAGCAAUUUUAAUACUAAAGUUUGGGUUUGUGUUUCUGAGAAUUUCUCUGUCAACAGGAUUUUGUGUUCCAUUAUACAAUUUAUCACAGAAAAGAAGUAUGAUGGCUUUGAUUUAAAUGUAACACAGAAAAAGGUGCAGGAAUUGUUACAAGGUAAAAUAUAUUUGCUAGUUUUGGAUGAUGUGUGGAAUCAAAAUGAACAAUUGGAAUCAGGGUUAACACGAGAGAAAUGGAACACAUUGAAAUCUGUGUUGUCAUGUGGAUCCAAAGGUAGUUCCAUUUUAGUAUCCACUCGUGAUGAGGUUGUUGCAACAAUCACAAAAACAAGGGAAACUCACCGUUUAUCUGGUCUCUCCGAGGAUGAAUGUUGGUUGUUGUUCAAACAAUAUGCAUUUGGACAUUAUAGAGAAGAGAGUACAAAGCUUGUGAAAAUAGGAAAGGAGAUUGUAAAGAAAUGUAAUGGAUUGCCUCUUGCAGCGAAAGCAUUGGGAGGUUUAAUGAGCUCAAGGAAUGAAGAAGAGGAAUGGCUUGAAAUUAAAGAUAGCGAGCUUUGGGCCUUGCCACAAGAAAUUUUGCCUGCUUUGAGGUUGAGUUACUUUUAUUUAACACCAACUCUAAAACAAUGUUUCUCUUUUUGUGCUAUAUUUCCCAAAGAUGGAGAAAUCCUGAAGGAAGAAUUGAUUCAGCUCUGAAUGGCUAAUGGAUUUAUUGCAAAGAGGAAAUUAGAGGUUGAAGAUGUUGGAAACAUGGUUUGGAAGGAAUUGUACCAAAAAUCAUUUUUUCAAGACAGCAAAAUGGAUGAAUAUUCUGGAGACAUUUCUUUCAAGAUGCAUGAUCUUGUCCAUGAUCUCGCUCAAUCAGUAAUGGGGCCAGAAUGUAUGUAUUUGGAGAACAAAAACAUGACCAGUUUGUCAAAAAGCACACACCACAUUGGUUUUGACUACAAAGACUUGUUAUCCUUUGAUAAGAAUGCUUUCAAAAAAGUUGAAUCCUUGAGAACAUUGUUUCAGUUGAGUUAUUAUGCCAAAAAAAAACAUGAUAACUUCCCAACAUACCUUUCUCUUCGGGUUUUAUGCACAUCCUUUAUCCGGAUGCCAUCACUAGGGAGUUUAAUUCAUUUAAGGUAUUUGGAACUUCGUUCUCUUGACAUCAAAAAUUUGCCUGACUCAAUUUACAACCUAAAAAAGCUGGAAAUCUUGAAAAUAAAACAUUGUCGUAAACUGAGUUGUCUCCCAAAACACUUGGCUUGCUUACAAAAUCUUAGACAUAUAGUCAUUAAAGAAUGUCGGUCUUUGUCUCUCAUGUUUCCUAACAUUGGAAAAUUAACUUGUCUAAGAACAUUAAGUGUGUAUAUUGUUAGUUUAGAGAAAGGGAAUAGCUUGACAGAGUUACGUGAUCUAAACCUCGGUGGAAAACUGAGUAUCCAACACUUAAACAAUGUUGGCAGUUUAUCUGAAGCUGAAGCGGCUAAUUUGAUGGGUAAAAAAGACCUUCAUGAAUUAUGCUUGUCAUGGAUAUCCCAACAUGAAUCUAUAAUUAGUGCUGAGCAAGUACUUGAAGUGCUUCAACCUCACUCAAAUCUCAAGUGCUUGAAAAUAAGUUUCUAUGAGGGAUUAUCCUUACCAAGUUGGAUAAUUCUUCUUAGUAAUUUAAUUUCUCUUGAACUUCGGAAUUGCAACAAAAUUGUGCGGCUUCCGUUACUUGGUAAACUACCAUAUCUAAAAAAACUGGAAUUAUUCGAAAUGGAUAAUCUGAAAUACUUGGAUGAUGAUGAAUCUGAGGAUGGUAUGGAGGUGAGGGUUUUCCCAUCUCUAGAGGUACUCCAAUUAUCUUGUCUACCAAACAUAGAGGGGUUAUUGAAAGUGGAAAGAGGGGAGAUGUUUCCUUGUCUUUCUAGUUUGGAUAUCUGGAAAUGCCCUAAACUUGGACUGCCAUGUCUUCCAUCUCUUAAAGACCUCUUUGUAUGGGAAUGUAACAAUGAGUUACUGAGGUCAAUCUCUACCUUCCGUGGUCUUACUCAGCUUAAACUAAUUCACGGUUUCGGAAUAACAUCCUUCCCAGAGGGGAUGUUCAAAAACCUUACUUCUCUUCAAUCUCUGUCUGUAAAUAGUUUCCCACAAUUGGAGUCCUUACCAGAGACAAAUUGGGAAGGUCUUCAAUCCCUUCGAUUUCUAAAGAUUCAUAGAUGUGAAGGAUUGCGAUGCUUGCCGGAGGGUAUUCGACACCUCACUUCUCUUGAGGUUUUGAAUAUUUAUAAAUGUCCAACAUUAGAGGAACGAUGCAAAGAGGGAACAGGGGAGGAUUGGGACAAGAUAGCUCAUAUUCCAAAAAGAGUGAUUUUUUAGAAUGAAGAAGGGCAGAGACGUUUACCCUUAUCUGCCUCAAUCACCAUCGCAAAAAUCAAUUUUACUGGCUUUUCUGUUGAGUUCUUUUGAACGCAUCCCCCAAAAGAUAUAUGUUCUAAUAUUCUAAUUCAGGAUUGCUUUCGACACACAGGGAUGGGGUCGACAGAUAAAUGGAUUAACCGGAACAAACGUACCUAAUGAUGAAGAGAACAUCUUUUGGAGUGGAGGAGGUGACAACGAGUCCAGUCGUGGCAUCGAGGAUUGCGAUUUUGAUUAUCAGGGUGUGGGUAGGAGCUCAAUGCCCAUUAGCGAGUCUGAUCAUCAAGGAUCUAUGAUAGUUUGUAAAAUAGCAGCAACAGUUCUUGAUAGAGUUCUCUCCUUGGCUUUGCUAAAUGCAAUGAGUGGAGGUUUUCAAUGUUUUCCAGAGAUUUUUAAGGAAUAUUGACGGGUGUCGAUGCAUGCACCAAACUCUUUGGCCAACCUGUGAAGGAUUAAACUUUUUCUUGGUUGCAUAUUUGAUCUCUAGGAAUCACUUGCUUUCUCAGUUUCUAUGUGUAAUGUCUAUGGGUAAAAUUAUCAUCGACAGAACAGCAACUCCAGCAUUUUGUCACAGGCAACCUAUUAUGCUGUGUUUGUUAAUGUUACAAAUAAAAAUUCUUGGUUCAUGCUAUUAGCCAGACAUGUUGUGGAAAAUAUGGAGAAGAUCUACAAAGAAAGUUUUUACGAUUUCUGAAGUUCCCCAUGAGUUGAUUGAGCUUCUACAAAAUACAACACAAUUAUGCAUUUAUUUGAAACUUCAUUCUGCGAUUUUGGUAAAAGUUCACUUGACUCCGUAUCUCAAAAUAUUCAGCUUUUCGUGGAUGAUCCAGAUGUUUGAUCACGUAAAGGCGAUGAUGGUCUUUCAUGUAUGAGAUGUUUAUGGAAGAGUUGGCAUUUCAAGUUUAAUCAGCCUAAACACCAAUAUUCAGAAUUGGCGAUUUUCUUAAGCAUAUUUUUGGAGUAAAGUUUGCUGCAGAAGUUUUCAAUUUCAGUUAACUGAUAGAUCUUUGCCUGUAAUGGUUGUAGAAGAUUGAGAUGCUUUCCUUAGGGUACUCGAAACCACACCUCACUUCUCUCGAGGUUCUGAAUAUUCAUCAUUCUCCAACAUUAAAGGAGCGAUGCAAGAAGGAGACAUGGGAGGAUCGGGACAAGAUAUCUCAUAUUCCGGAAUUACGCAGUUGAUUUGGUGUUUCUGCUUCUGGCUUGCCACAUUUCCACCUGAAUUGUCUCUUUGUAGGAUAUGCCUCUCAUGUCUCUUGACUUUGGUUUCCUUGUUAUGCGACUUUAUCUUUUGGCUAUCAUAGGCUUUUGUUGAAUUCGUUGGAACCCUUUCCGAAGAAUGAGUACUGGAGAGCAUGAAAGAUCUUUCAUUGUUAAACCUUAGGGGAAAUAUACAAAUAAUCGCGCAGAUGACAAAGAACUGUAUGAUGAAAGCCAAGCUUCCGGAUAUUUACUUCAAAUACGUUGAAAGGUCAAUCGAACAAAUUCUGCUAUAGUUGUCGGGAAAUUGUUAGAUGAUGAAUACUUUGAGCUCAUUCUCUUGUUCCCAUUGAACCAUUGGUUAAAGAAUGUGAGAAGAGCUAAUUUUCUCUCUUCCCUGCAUGUGCUGGAAUCACUUGCUUAUUACACUGUUGUUGGAACAUAUAUUGAGUGAGGGAAGCAAAGACAUUAGUUGAUUGAGCUUCUUCAACAGAUAGUGCUGCACAGUUCUCCCUUUGGUUGAAGCUUCAAUUUGCUUUCUUAUGUAAAUUAAGUUAUAAGAUAGCAACUUUUUGUCAGAAAAUUCUGCUCUAUAUAUUAACAUGAAACAAUUUACUUUCAUUCACAUGAUGUAUCGGAGUUUACAGUCUCAUUAUUGUUUCAAUUAUUGUUAGUUAACCAUUUAUGUAUUUGGAUUUACACUGUAAUUUACUUUCGUUCACAUGA